Molecule: messenger RNA, 2464 nt
Organism: Lampris incognitus (smalleye Pacific opah)
Lineage: Eukaryota; Metazoa; Chordata; Actinopteri; Lampriformes; Lampridae
Product: solute carrier family 4 member 11-like
Exons: 18
Coding region: 134-2449 (771 amino acids)
Biological process (GO): monoatomic ion homeostasis; monoatomic anion transport; transmembrane transport
Cellular component (GO): basolateral plasma membrane; plasma membrane
Molecular function (GO): solute:inorganic anion antiporter activity
Source: RefSeq, a predicted model, not a curated record
UUGUGCACAGGGCAAAAAGUCCUCUGUCGCUCACAAGGACCACAUCUAUGACAACCAGUUCCAGAGCAGUAUUUCAGAUCCUGAUGGUCCUGGUUACGGGCUUUUAAACAUAACCAGAAAACACAUAAAGCCAAUGAACUUCCAAGAAGAAGUGCGAGCUCACAGAGACCUGGAUGGCUUCCUGGCUCAGGCCAGCAUCCUGUUGGACGAGAAAGCUGCCACUCUGGACGAGGUCCUGAAACGCAUGCUGACCCAUGUGAUGGAGGACGGACAUGAAAGCUGGGACACAGAUGAGGUCAUGGGCUCUCUCUUCACAGAUGCUGGUGGAAAAGAGGUCAAUGUGCACCUUCUGUCAGAGACUAUUCAGGGUGUAACAGCUACUUCCACUGGCAUUCGGUACCAGCAGUCCUGGCUUUGUAUCCUGUCCAAUGUGAGGAGCCUCCAAAGACGUUGUAUCUGCAUUGCCCGUUUGGAGAGGCCUCAGAACUGGGGAGUCAACUGCUGUGAGGCUCGUUACGUCAUCCUCAUUCUUGCUCCCCCCAGAACAAAAAGCACCAAGACAGCCAUUGAGCUGGGCAGGACAUUUGCCACCAUGUUCUCAGACAUCUCUUUCAGGCAGAAACUUCUGGAGACCAAGACGCAGGAGGAGUUUAAACAGGAACUAGUCUACCAGCGACAGCAGCUCUCCAUAGCUAAUGAGAAGCCCGUCGUUGAGGAAGUGGAGGAUACAGACCCACGUAAAGGCAGACCACUUCAGUGCACAGAUUUCUUCAAAGUGGGUAAAGGUAUCUAUGAUGACAUCCGUCGCCGACUGCCUCUCUAUCCCUCAGACUUCACUGAUGGUAUCAUUGGGAAGGACCGCUCCCUACUGAAGUACACCACCACUGCCAUCUUCCUCUACAUUGCCAUUCUACUGCCUGCUAUUGCCUUUGGGUCAUUAAAUGACGAGAGCACAAGAGGAGAGAUAGAUGUCCAGAAGACCAUUGUAGGCCAGAGCAUUGGAGGAGUGAUCUAUUCCCUGUUUGCUGGCUCGCCGUUAGUCAUCCCACUGACUACAGCACCACUUGCCAUAUUCAUAAGCGUGAUCAGAGGGAUCUGUGAUGACUACGACCUUGACUUUGAUGCUUUCUACGCUUGCAUCGGUUUAUGGAACAGUCUCUUCCUCAUCCUUGGGGGCUUAUUUAACGUCAGCCUGCUGAUGAGACUCUUCAAACGCUCAACGGAAGAGGUCAUUGCAUUGUUUAUCUCCAUAGCCUUUGUCGGGGAUGCGGUGAAAGGCACUGUCAAAAUUUUUAACCAUUUCUACCAUGGGCCCACACUGGCUACCACCAACAGCACUUUGGUGCUUCAGCAGAUUAAGGAUAUUCUCGAACAGGCUCAGAGUAGGACGGGGUCAAAGCUUGGCCAUGGGAAUGAAACAGAGAUCCUGACGGAGCAUGUGGAGGGACACAUGUCUGUGUUUCUGCCUGAGACUCUGGUGCUGACUACCAGGGAGAGACCCAUCCUCUGUCUUCUGCUCAUGCUUGGGACUUUGUGGCUGGGCUAUGCGCUCUACCUCAUCAAGAGAAGCCCAUAUCUGAAUGACAAAAUCAGAGAGGUGAUAUCUGACUGUGCGUUACCCAUCUCUGUGGUGAUAUUCUCAUUCAUUGGCUCCUACCUUUUCCUUGACAUACAACUUCCUGUUUUCAAUGUCCAUGGCGGCCCAGUCUUCAAUUUUGCUCCAUUCAACAAGCUGACAGGAAUGAACACUCUAAGUGCAGUGGGCCUGGGCUUUCUGCUGGCAUUGCUGAUCUUCAUAGACCAGAACAUCGUCAUUUCACUCACACACGUGCCAGAGCACAAGUUGCUAAAAGGCACAGCAUUCCACUGGGACCUGAUGCUGACUGGGUUCAUCAACAUCCUCAUGUCUUGUCUGGGUUUGCCGUGGAUGCAUGCGGCCUUUCCACAUUCGUCUUUGCAUGCCCGUCAGCUGGCCAAAGUGGAACAGCAUGUAGAGAACGGACACCUCUACACAACUAUUGUCAGUGUGAAGGAGACACGUCUUACCUCGCUGGUUGCCAACAUCCUGAUCGGUCUGUCUGUGUUCAUGCUUCCCGUGCCAUUGCAGUGGAUUCCCAAGCCCGUUCUUUAUGGCCUCUUCCUCUACAUCGCUGCCACCUCUCUUGAUGGAAACCAGAUGGUGGACCGCAUGGCCCUGCUUCUCAAAGAACAGACAUCAUACCCUCCAACGCACUACAUUCGCCGUGUGCCUCAGAGGAAGGUCCACUACUUCACUGCAUUGCAGAUGAUCCAGCUGAUCAUUCUGUGUGCCUUCGGGAUGUAUCCUCUUCCCUACAUGAAGAUGGUCUUCCCCCUGCUCAUGAUCUUGCUCGUCCCAGUCAGGACCAACUUGCUCCCAAGAGUGAUUGAAGCCAAAUACCUUGACAUCAUGGAUGCCCAGCACAUGUAGAAAAAAAUGGAGCAA